AUUGAUUAUAUAAAUAGAUUUGAAUGUCCUCAGUCGACUGACCUGGCGCCGCGCAAGGACCCCAAGCCGAAGGUCGAGAAGAAGUCGAAGGUGGAGGGCGACGAGAUCAUCAAGACGCGCACGUACGACCUGCACAUCACGUACGACAAGUACUACCAGACGCCGCGGCUUUGGCUCAUCGGUUAUGACGAGAACCGCACCCUGCUGAGCGUGGAGGCAAUGUACGAGGACGUGUCGCAGGACCACGCCAAGAAGACCGUCACCAUGGAGUCGCACCCGCAUCUAUCCGGACCCAGCAUGGCGUCCGUACACCCUGCCGGUGAACACGCGGAAGUGAUGAAGAAGAUAAUCGAGACAGUGACAGAGAGCGGCGGCGAGAUGGGCGUGCACUCGUAUCUCAUAGUGUUCCUGAAGUUCGUGCAGACCGUCAUCCCCACCAUCGAGUACGACUUCACGCAGAACUUCUCCAUCAACUAGUCAUCGCGCUUGGUGUAGCUUCAUUCGGCUUGUGACGCGGCGGGAGUAGCGAAUAUUAUACAGGCCUUAGGUGCCUGUUGAGUUCUUUGUCUGGUCCAAAAUUUGAUUAUGGUUUUCGUUUGGGAUGUAGAAACACGUUUUAUCGAUUAUCGAUAUCAUUGGUUAAUAUCGAUUUUUUUGGAAUUUAUUCUACGUAUAAAUACGUAAAGUGUAAAUAUACAAAAAUAAAAGAAACCUCUCGAUUUCUCUGUCAAAGUUCGAUAUCGAAAUUCGAAUAAUAUUGAUCUCUCGCCGCGUUUAGCUUCAUACGAUAGUUUUAAACUCCAUCGUUUUUUAUAAUCCAUAUUAUCCGGUUUAACUCCAGCCUUUGCCAAACUUUUGCCCCAGACCACGUGUUCGCACAAACAUUUUGUAUCGAGUGAUAGAAGCUACUUCUAUUCCUUAAAAAAUAACAUUA
Messenger RNA from Manduca sexta (tobacco hornworm), 934 nucleotides. Its product is annotated as ubiquitin-like-conjugating enzyme ATG3. The transcript is spliced from 3 exons. The annotation marks the transcript as partial. The record is from RefSeq and is a predicted model, not a curated record. Gene Ontology annotation, molecular function: Atg8-family ligase activity. NCBI's taxonomy places the organism in Eukaryota, Metazoa, Arthropoda, Insecta, Lepidoptera, Sphingidae. Gene Ontology annotation, cellular component: cytosol; cytoplasmic ubiquitin ligase complex. Gene Ontology annotation, biological process: autophagosome assembly; nucleophagy; autophagy of mitochondrion.